AUGAACCCAUCAAAUUUUGGUAAUUUAAAUUCUGGGUUUUCAAAUACAACCCAAAUUAGUAACCAGAAUUCAAACUUUUGCUCUCGAUCAUCGUCAUCGUCAACCAAAGGUGGUCUUUCGAGGCCAAGAUUGGUAAAAGUUAGGAGGCAAUCAAAUCCUCAGUAUUUUAAAUCUAAUGAAGAAACCUGGUUUGGGCCCGGUUUCAAUCCAUUUCGACUCGAUACGACUCGGACUGAACAGGGCGGUUCUGUUUCAACUGAGUUUGGUUCUGGGAUUGGUGGUGAUGAGGCGUUUGUGUUUGGAGCUAAUCGAAGUAAUGUGGGUUUUAAUUCGAAUUCGGGUGAGGGAAUUAUAGAGGAAUUGAAAGGAUUGAGAAUUGGAGGUGGAACUAAUGUAAAGAUGAAUGAUAAAAGUGGUUUUGUUUUUCCAAGUGACGUUAAUAAGAGUUGUGGUGUUGAUGAGAGCACGCAGAAGUUGAGCAUUGAUGACAAGGAGAAAGUUGUAGAUGGAAAGUCUAAGUUAAGAGCAAAUGCUGGGUUUGAGGGUGGUGACAAUGUAGGUAGUUCUAUUGGGAGAAAUUUGGAGUCAGUGCUACCAGAUGAGUUGGAGAAAAAAUUGAAUAUUGAAGAGGUUGGAGAUGCCAGUGCCACUGAUGGUGGUGGUAGUUUUCGAGCCGAUGAUAUCAAAAAUUUUGGAUUUAAAUGUAGUGAAAAGGGUAGUGAUAUGUUUGCUGCUGCUUCAGAGAAUGCACGUCCUGAUCGGAUCAAGAAUCCGAACAUAAAGGACUCUGCAGAUACUAAUGAUGUUAAUAAGAAGACCAAUGAGAAGGAUAGUUUUGGUUUUGGAAGCAGGGAAAGCACUGGCGGUUAUGUUGGUGGAGAAAAUGAGAGUACACUUUCAGGUGAGAUGUGGUGCAAGUUGAACAUCAGAAGCAUGAAAGGAGAAUCUUCUGGUCAAACUGACAUGGGAUUUUCUUCUUCUCGAAUCUUCAGAAAGGAUAUGCCAACUGUAAAUAAGGGUUAUAAGAAAUUCCACGAUUGUAGUGAUCCCAGAGAAUUUGUAUGUGAGGGAGGAAUGCAGGGUAAAGAUGCAAGUGGUAUUCAAAUACCUAUAGAUCAACCAAAAGUUCAUAUGCAACCAAUUGGAGUUGCAGAACCAUCGCAUGCCUUCUCAUCCAGUAGCUUGGCUGGUGGGAAUGCUUUCAGGGUGCCACCUACUGGUGGACUUGAGAAAACAGAUGGGUUUAGUUUUACAACCAAGCAAGACAGUGCUGGGUCGCCAUUUGUAGAAUUUAAAACACCAAAUCCCAAAGGAAAUCUUUUCACUGCCUUAAAUCCAAAAAUGGAAUCCAGUAGGAAGUUUAAAGACUCGAAAGUAAAGAAGAAAAGGGGAAAGUUGAAGCAGCCUAUCAAAGUCCCUCUGUGGCCAGGUCAAGAUUUUGUUACUAGGGAAGGUGGUUCCCAAGAGAUUCCAGAGGCUUCCGAAUCUUAUUCACCAAUGGAUAUUUCACCAUAUCAAGAAACACUGUCUGAUGCUCAAAAUUCCAGGGAAACUUCUGUUGCAUCGGAGGAGUCUUUCACUCUAGAUAAUCAACAUGCACCAACUGAUUUACAACCAAAUGUUCUGAAUGAUGCAAUAGAUGAAGAACUGGUUGUUGCAACACAGCAAAUGGAUAUAAAUGAAGAGGAUGUGAAGUACGGUGAAACUAAACAGGAAAACUCUGAAUACUGUUUUGAUAAAUGUAUUGGAGCUGAAAAUCAUCUGGAAGAGUCUAUUUCUGGGACUGAAACUGAAAGCUUUAAAUCUGCGAAUGAGGAAAUAGAUUCUAUCAAUGAUGUUAUGGUUACUUCAGCAGAAAGCGAGGCCAGUUCAAGUACAAAUGUAGAUAGUGACCUCAGGACUCAAUUUUUUUCAGCUGUGAGUUCAGAAGAUACUGUCAGUUCAGGCUUCACCUUUGCAGCCUCUUCUUCUGCACAAGCAUCUCCAAAACGUCAUCAUAAAAAGAAGAAUCUGGCUAAAGUUGAUAAUGAUUCCUUUAGUUCCAGUGCUAAUUCCAAAGGUUCAUAUGCAUCAUCUUCUUUGCAAUUUACACCCUUUUCUGGACCUUCUUCACCCUUGUCCCCCGUACGGAGCAAGAAAGUCGGCCUAUCUGCUCCUCCACAUGGGGUUGGGGAUAAUGGUGAGCUGCUUAGAGGACAGGAGAUUAAUCAAGGGUCUGUUUCUGCAUCUGCUACAGCUCAAGAAGCAUGUGAGAAGUGGCGACUAAGGGGAAACCAAGCGUAUACAAGUGGGGAUUUGUCUAAAGCUGAGGAUUGUUACACACAAGGUGUAAAUUGUGUUUCUAAAAGCGAGACAUCUAGAAGCUGUCUCAGGGCAUUGAUGUUGUGCUAUAGCAACCGUGCAGCUGCCCGCAUGUCUCUUGGAAGAAUGAGAGAUGCACUAGGAGACUGUAAAAUGGCUGCUGCAAUUGAUCCCAAUUUUCUCAGAGUGCAAGUCAGAGCUGCAAAUUGUUACCUUGCUCUUGGAGAAGUUGAAGAUGCAGUGCAAUAUUUCAAGAGGUGCUUGCAGUUAGGCAUUGAUGUCUGUGUGGACCGAAAAGUUUCUGUAGAAGCCUCUGAUGGACUGCAAAGGGCACAGAAAGUUUCUGAGUGCAUGCAACAUUCUGCUGAACUUCUGAAACGGGGAGCACCUAAUGAUGCAGAGAGUGCUUUACAAGUAAUUGCUGAGGGUUUGUUGAUAAGUUCGUUCUCUGAAAAAUUACUUGAAAUGAAAGCAGAGUCGCUUUUCAUGCUGCGGAAGUAUGAAGAGGUUAUCCAACUGUGUGAGCAUACAUUAGAUGCUGCCAAGAAGAAUGCUCCUCCAUUACAUGCCGAUUACCAUGUAGAAAAUCUUGGUCCUGAACUCACAAAGGGCACUUCCUUUAUGAUCUGGCGUGGCCGCCUCAUUUUCAAAUCUUACUUCCAUCUUGGAAGGCUGGAGGAGGCUAUUGCUUCACUAGAGAAGCAAGACGAACUUACUUUUAUUGCAACGAGGAAUGAUUUUGAAACUCAGGAAUCACUAGUACCCUUAGCUGCCGCUGUACGAGAACUCUUACGCCAUAAGGCUGCAGGGAAUCAAGCAUUUCAAGCAGGAAAAUAUUCAGAAGCUAUUGAACAUUACAGUGCUGCUCUGUCACGUAACGUAGAAUCACGGCCUUUUGCAGCCAUUUGUUUUUGCAAUAGAGCUGCUGCAUACAAAGCAAUGGGCCAAAUCACUGAUGCUAUAGCAGAUUGCAGCCUAGCAAUAGCUCUUGAUGGAAACUAUUUGAAGAUCAUUUAUGAUGUUGUUAAUCUGAAGAAGAUUGCUGGCUUUGAGUCAAGGUUUAUGAUAUACAGUUUACUGGAUCACCAAAUUGACAUCUGCACUUUUGCUCUUCCUUGGGUGCACAAUCCAGCAAUCUCUAGACGAGCCACUUUAUAUGAGAUGAUUAGGGAUUAUGGACAAGCAACUAAUGAUCUUCAGAGGCUGGUAGAUGUUCUUACUAAACAAGUAGAGGAGAAAACUAAACAGUUCGGGCAGUUUGAUAGAACAACAAACUUGGCAAAUGAUCUAAGACAAGCUCGGCUGCGCCUUUCUACCAUAGAAGAAGAAGCCAGAAAGGAGAUUCCUCCGAACAUGUACCUCAUUCUGGGAAUUGAACCUUCUGCUUCAGCAUCAGAAGUUAAGAAGGCAUAUCGCAAAGCUGCACUUAGACACCAUCCUGACAAGGCUGGUCAGUCCUUGGCUAGAAGUGAUAAUGGAGAUGAUGGCCUGUGGAAGGAGAUAGGUGAAGAAGUCCACAAGGAUGCUGACAGACUUUUUAAAAUGAUUGGAGAGGCAUAUGCCAUGCUUUCAGACCCUUCUAAGCGCUCACAGUAUGAUCUUGAAGAAGCGAUGAGGAAUGACCCGAAGAAGCGAAGCGGAAGCAGCACAUACAGAACACGUACAGAUGCUCAGAAUUAUCCAUUUGAAAGAAGCAGUAGUAGGAGACAAUGGAAGGAGGCUUGGAGGUCAUAUGGUCAGUAA
This is a messenger RNA of Dovyalis caffra, 4044 nucleotides long. Lineage: Eukaryota; Viridiplantae; Streptophyta; Magnoliopsida; Malpighiales; Salicaceae. The record is from the annotation of a GenBank genome assembly.